Messenger RNA from Limulus polyphemus (Atlantic horseshoe crab), 3104 nucleotides. RefSeq names its product nuclear receptor subfamily 4 group A member 2-like. Gene Ontology annotation, molecular function: nuclear receptor activity; nuclear glucocorticoid receptor binding; zinc ion binding. The record is from RefSeq and is a predicted model, not a curated record. Gene Ontology annotation, biological process: regulation of transcription by RNA polymerase II; cellular response to corticotropin-releasing hormone stimulus. Gene Ontology annotation, cellular component: transcription regulator complex; nucleus. The coding region runs from base 32 to 2272 and encodes 746 amino acids. NCBI's taxonomy places the organism in Eukaryota, Metazoa, Arthropoda, Merostomata, Xiphosura, Limulidae. The transcript is spliced from 9 exons.
GCGGACAACCAGAUGAGCAGAAGGAGCUCAGAUGCAUUACCUGUGGACCGCGUACUCGCUUAAUUUAACUGAUCAACAGCUACCAUCCACACCUUUUUACAGAGACACAAUAUCACCUGCCUUCGGCCAAGGUUCACUCUUUGAAACUUACCUCUCAAGUGUUCCAACCACAGUUGAUGAUAAUUUGAAGAGGGAAGAACUCGAGUUUGAUAUUGAAGAAUCCCCGGAAUCCUUCAAUAUUGAGGGGAUUGUUUCAGGAUCAAGUGUUGAUUCUUACACAACCAGUGCAAGUGUUGAGACUUCAGCUAGCCAAGUAUCUAAGUCGCUGUCAGAUUCUACAAUGCUUUUACUUCACCAGUCUCAGAAUUUACCCUUUGGUACAGCUGGAAGUCUUCUGGUACCAGAGUACGACGUCCCAUUUUCAGAAGAGAGUUUCUUUGGAGAAGAUUUUAAAUUUCCUUCAGUAGACUUUAGUGCAACAGUAGAGAGCUUAGUGCCACAAUCAGAUAACUCUAUUGAAGACAUGUUUCAAGCUGAUUUUUCAGAAUUAAGUUAUGGAGUCAGUGCAACAAACCAGACAUAUUUGAUGGAAUCUCCUUCUUCAGACACCGUUUCUGCCUCCUUGUCCUUGCCAAGCUUCCAAGAAACAUAUUCUCCUAGAUAUCGUCAUGACCUCUCUGAACAAGAUGUAUUUUCUUUCAAAUAUGAAGAGAUGUCUCAACAGAACCUAGAACCCCAAAGACCGCAGGAUGCGUUCCAAGAUCCUUUAGGAAAACCACAGAGCACCCCACCACAGUGUCCCACGUUUCCUUUAACACACCUCCUCGAAACAGAAGUUAACUUUUACAAAGAACAAUGUACUGACCGGACACAGUUCAGCUCAGCAGUAACGUUACCCACUCCUUACACCUGCAGUCAUGCCACAAGCUCAGACCCAUCUUUUCAAGAAAUUGCAUUAGUACAGCAUCAAACUCGUACGCCUUACCAACAAAAUGGUUUUCCUUCAUCACUCCAGAUGUCUUCUUUUGUGGACACGAGCAAGUUUUCUUCCAAUCCAGGACCUUCUUCUCCCCCAAUAGCUUCGUAUCAACAUAGCGCGACGUCACGUUUCAACAAUAAAGGUCGUAAGAGGCCGUCCUUGAUAAUCCCAAGUCCACUACCGUUAGAUACAAGCCUGGGAGGGCUCCUACAAUCUCCUUCCACUCCAGACACUCCUAAGUCUACAUCCAGUUGCUCUUCCUCGGCGCCAUCCCCUUCCCAGAUGUGUGCUGUUUGUGGGGAUAACGCCGCCUGCCAGCAUUACGGUGUGAGGACCUGUGAAGGAUGCAAAGGUUUUUUUAAACGCACCGUUCAAAAAGGAGCCAAAUAUGUCUGUUUGGGAAACCGAGAAUGUCCAGUAGACAAACGUCGUCGGAACCGCUGUCAGUUUUGUCGCUUUCAGAAGUGUUUGGCUGUAGGAAUGGUUAAAGAAGUUGUAAGAACGGAUAAUUUGAAAGGUCGUCGUGGUCGACUGCCAUCGAAACAGAAAUCUCCACAGGAGCCACCAUCAUCGCCACCUAUCAGUCUGAUCACCGCUCUGGUUCGAGCACAUGUUGACACAACACCUGACGUCUCGAAUCUUGACCAUUCAAAGUUUAGGGAAUCAUCUGGAGGUGAAAGUCCGUCAACAGAUUCCCAGAAAGUGCAACAGUUUUACUAUUUGCUGACUUCGUCUCUUGACGUCAUCCGAACGUUUGCAGAAAAAAUACCAGGUUUCACAGACUUAGAUACAAGUGACCAGGAACUAUUGUUUCAGUCAGCAAGCCUGGAAUUAUUUGCCCUAAGGCUAGCUUACAGGACAAAACCGGAAGACGAGAAAUUAAUGUUUUGUAAUGGUACGAUCCUCCAUCUGGAGCAGUGCCGUCGGGGAUUUGGAGAAUGGCUGUCGGCCAUCUUGGAUUUCUCCCGUAAUCUGCAUAACAUUCAGAUUGAUAUUUCUGCUUUCGCCUGCCUAUGUGCCUUGACUUUAAUAUCAGAAAGACAUGGACUGAGAGACUCUCAGAAAGUUGAACAACUCCAGAUGAAAAUCGUCAGCUCCUUGAGGGAUCACGUGACCUACAACAGUGAAGCUCAAAAAAGGCCACAUUACUUCUCACGGAUCUUGUCCAAACUGACAGAUCUUCGUACAAUUAGUGUUCAAGGACUUCAGCGUUUAUUCUAUCUCAAGUUAGAAGAUUUAGCUCCGACGCCUCCGCUCGUAGACAACAUGCUUCUGUCCAGUUUACCUUUCUGAGCGCCUCCACAAGGGAACUUUGAAUGUAUUACGUGAAACGUGUCCCUCUUAACGCGAGAGUAUUCUUAACACGGAAAAGGACAUCCUUUAUGUGAAGUCCACGACAGUGAGUUUCAUGCCAGACCGAGUGAACAACAGAGUGAAGACACAAUUUUAUGAAAUAUUACUGGAAGAUACGCACUAGUACAAUCAUACCGAAGGACGAACGUUCGCUUAAACAUAAAAAUUAAAGCAUCUUUAUUAGCAAUCAUAUUAGGCUUAGGCGUUAACGUAAAAAUAAAGUAUCUUUAUUAGCAGUCAUAUUAGGCUUAGGCAUUAACGUAAAAAUAAAGCAUCUUUAUUAGCAGUCACAUUAGGCUUAGGCGUUAACGUAAAAAGAAAACAUUUUUAUUAGCAGUAACAUUAAGCUUAGUCGUUAACGUAAAAAUAAAGCAUCUUUAUUAGCAGUCAUAUUAGGCUUAGGCGUUAACGUUAAAAUAAAACAUCUUUAUUAGCAGUCAUAUUAGGCUUAGGCGUUAACGUAAAAAUAAAGCAUCUUUAUUAGCAGUCAUACUAGGCUUAGGCGUUAACGUAAAAAUAAAGCAUCUUUAUUAGCAGUCAUAUUAGGCUUAGGCGUUUACGUAAAAAUAAAGCAUCUUUAUUAGCAGUCAUAUUAGGCUUAGACAUUAUAAAUUGAAGUUGCACACAAUUCAAAACGUCUUCCUGUGUACUGACGCUGGACAUUCUGAACGUUCGUCCUUCAAUAAAUGCGAGUUGGUUGAUCGAAGGAAAUUAAAACAAAAAAUUAAUCAAAAUAAAAUAUUAUUUUAACUAAUUUCCCGGUAAAAAGUUU